UAGGUUGUUAAGAUGCAGCUGUGUAUUCAUGUGCACCAUUCACUUGGUGUACACAGUUGUUGGAUGUUGCACUGUGUAAUUGCACACAUAAUUAAAAUGCAGCUUGAGUACUAUUGCACAGAAGGGUAUCACAGUGAGAAAACAGUUGCACAUAAUAGUUGAACAGAGUUUUAAUCCCCACAUGUAGCAUUAUUAUAUGAUCGAAGUAGAUAUUUCAAAGUAGAAUAGCAAAUAUAUUGACACGAGAAGAAUUGAUUAGUAAUUAUGAUUGAUUAAGUGUAGUGUAGUGGAUGUGCUUGGUGCUGACGAGAUCCUCUAAUCCAGUGAUCUGGUAAGAAAUGUGACCGCGGGCUUGUGGGAGCAGGAUCGGUGCUCUGUUUGUAUCUGCCUCGAUGAUCUUGCAGCUCUUCUGGACAAAACCCCUCAUAGAGGGUCCAUCACAGUCAGGGCCCACUGCCCACAGGCGCGCACAGAGCUCCCUUUCUUUAAGAAAAGGCAAUGGGGAAUUCCUUAAGUUGGAUGCUGCAGUGAUGAGAAGCCUUUUCAUCCGGCUGUUUUUCAGAGCCUCCACUGGCUGCGUUAAUUACAGGGCCCGGGGCUGCACUUUGAGCUCACUGCGCUCAUGCAAGCUCUUGAGAAAAAGCCGCGCGUCUGAUUCUCACGGCACAUAAGAAACCCACACACACAUAUACACGCACACACACACACACAAACACGUACACACAACAUACUCAAAUACGCACCGCACUUACGCACACGAACGCUCGCGUCCACCUGAACCAGCGGAACCAGUCAGGAACCAGUCAGCCAGCUGCUGCUUUGGGGACAUUCCUGUCCUGUCUCCUGCAACUUCAGUCCGCGGACAAACACCAGCGGGGACUGACACCGCCGGGAGGACGUGAGCAGUGUGUUGAAGGGAAUUUACGCGGUUAGACUCGAGAGGAUGUGGAGUGCCAUUCCUCCUGCCAGACCUCACUGAAACUUUUCACGGUAAACACAACACAGUGGAGAAGGCGGCGCAGGACCCGAAGCCUGUGCGUCUGUCACCAGAGACGAUGGGAGACUUUCACUAGAUCCACUUCGACACGGAAACACCAUGGCUGUGGACGCAGCUUCCAGUUUCAGUUUCUGCAGGCCAGCUGUAGAGUACAGAGCUCUGCCUGAGGACUUCAAGCACCAGCUGAGUCGACGAACAGGUGGGAAUCUUACCUGGCAUGACGGACGUGGGCAGAAAACAGCAGGAGGCAGGAGAGUGAAGCUGCUGCAGCAGCCGGGGACGGAAGCCCUGCAGUACCGCUCCAGUGACAAUUAUGGAAUAUAUCACACAAGCCCGACGCAGCCCAGCCUUAUCCGGCCUGUCGUGCUCUGGUCACAACAAGAUGUUUGUAAAUGGCUGAAGAAGCACUGUCCACACAACUACCUAACCUACGUGGAGGCAUUUUCACACCACGCCAUCACAGGUCGAGCGUUGUUGCGUCUGAAUGGAGAGAAGCUGCAGAGAAUGGGGCUAGUGCAAGAGACACUUCGACAGGAGUUGCUGCAGCAGGUGCUACAGCUUCAGGUGCAGGAGGAGGGGCGCAACCUGCAGCUGCUCAGCAGAGGAGAGGGUUCCUUUGCAAAGAUAUCGUAGCAAGGUUGCUGGAACAAGUGGAUGCUUAUGGAUUUAUGGACAUGUACUCAUACAGACUCAGAUGUGAAAUGCAUCUCCGGGAUAAAUGCAUCCAGCAAGCAGCGAUAUCCUGACGUACAAUGUUAUGUGGAAGUUGGCAGCUUUUCAUUCCCUCUCUGCACGAUGAACAGACGCAUCAUUAUGGACUGACUAUGAACAGUGAUGAAGAAGCUCCAUGACAAUCUGUUUGUUUUUGUUUUUGUCAUUCCAUUUUGUGUUUAAUUAUUAUGAGCAGUUUCUCUCUUUUUGUCUCUACCUCUGUCUCUCUCUGUGAAACUUUUUUAAUGUCUGAAAGCAGGACCAAUAAAUAAAAA
This is a messenger RNA of Notolabrus celidotus (New Zealand spotty), 1983 nucleotides long. It is a transcript of the gene samd10a, whose product is annotated as sterile alpha motif domain containing 10a. The transcript has 5 exons. Gene Ontology annotation, cellular component: cytoplasmic side of plasma membrane. Gene Ontology annotation, biological process: cell surface receptor protein tyrosine kinase signaling pathway. Bases 1097 to 1630 code for a protein of 177 amino acids. Gene Ontology annotation, molecular function: protein binding. The record is from RefSeq and is a predicted model, not a curated record. Lineage: Eukaryota; Metazoa; Chordata; Actinopteri; Labriformes; Labridae.